Molecule: messenger RNA, 2120 nt
Organism: Esox lucius (northern pike)
Lineage: Eukaryota; Metazoa; Chordata; Actinopteri; Esociformes; Esocidae
Gene: fbxl13
Product: F-box and leucine-rich repeat protein 13
Exons: 18
Coding region: 102-2120 (672 amino acids)
Biological process (GO): SCF-dependent proteasomal ubiquitin-dependent protein catabolic process
Cellular component (GO): SCF ubiquitin ligase complex
Molecular function (GO): protein binding
Source: RefSeq, a predicted model, not a curated record
UAUCAACAUAUAUCCCAGAUAUCAACACACAACUUCAAAACUGGGCAUGGAAAAGGUUCAUCUGGAACAAGAGGAGGGAGACCACAGAGCUGACAUUAAAGAUGGACAUAGCAGAGAGGCACUACAAACACAGUGUCCUGAGGGUGGCAUUCUGCAGGUGGAUGGAGUGGGUCUGGGUCCGCAAGACGCGGCAGAAUGUUGCCAUGAAGAAGAUCCAGCGUGUGUGGAAUGUUAUCCACUGUAAGAGUGUCAUUGCUGCCUGGCACCAUGUGUGGCAGGAUUCAAAGCGGACAAAGGAGUACUUUGAGAGGCUGGAGAAGGGCCUGUUGGAGAUGAGCGGUCAGGACUCUGACAUUGCCUCGGGAGAGGGACAGGAUGUGCUCUCCCUUCUACCCUGCAAGCUCUCACUAAGGAUCUUUCAGCUUCUAGGUCUAGGCGACCUGCUGAAAUGUGCCAAAGUAUGUCGGACCUGGAAGGCCAUUUCCAAAACCUACUCCUUGUGGAGUCGGAUCAGAUUCUCGGUGGAGAGGGACUGGAUCACAGACAGCAUUGUUGAGCAGAUCCUGCAGAGGUACCGGCCUUUUGUAAUGCACCUCAACAUGCGUGGAUGCACAUCUUUAACGUGGCCCAGCUUUAAAUGUAUCAGUGAAUGCAGAAACCUACAGGAGCUGAACCUGUCUGAGUGUUCCAACAUAAAUGAUGAGAUGGUCCAGAUGAUUUUAGAAGGCUGCCCCACUCUGCUCUACCUGAACCUGUCUUUCUCACCACUGACCAACGGGACUCUCAGAGAACUAUCCAGGAGCUGUCUGAACCUGCAGUAUCUGAGUCUAGCAUGCUGCCGUAGGUUCACGGAUAAAGGCUUACAGUACCUGGCUACAGGGAAAGGCUGCCACAAACUCAUCCACCUCGACCUGUCUGGCUGCACUCAGAUCUCAGUGGAUGGUUUUAAAUACAUAGCAGCAGGUUGUCCUUUGCUACAACAGAUAGUCUUCAAUGACAUGCCCACUCUGUCAGACCGCUGUGUGCUGGAGCUGGCCUCCAAGUGUCACUGUCUGUCUGCCAUCUCCCUGUGGGAUACGUCCCAUCUCUCAGACGCUGCUUUCAAAGCCAUCGCUGAGGUGGCCAACCUCACUACGUUCAGCAUUGAUGGUAAUGGUCGUAUGACUGACGUCAGUUGGAGGGCUCUGUGUCGUAGCUCUCCACACCUCACUAGACUCCAUGCUGCUGACUGCCCCAGAAUGACAGAUACCAGCCUCAAGUCCAUGGGCACGCUUAAAAACCUGGUCUACCUGAAUAUCUCAUGCUGCAGCAGGGUGAGUGACAUGGGAAUGCGAUACCUGACAGAAGGGCCCUCUGCCUCUAAACUGAGAGAACUGCAUCUGGGUCACUGCAGCCGCAUCAGUGACUUGUGUAUCAUGAGGGUGGUUCAAAAGUGCAGUAAGCUAAACCACCUGAGUGUUUGUCACUGUGAGAACCUGACCGAUUCUGCUCUGGAGUGGCUGGGUGGCUGCUCCUCUCUCCUCUCUCUGGACAUCAGUGGCUGCAACGUCACGGACCAGGGGCUGACCGCGCUGGGUGGGAACCCUGGCUUGAAGAAACUAGUUGCCUCAGAGUGUGUGUGGAUCACUGACAAUGGCAUAGAGAAGCUGUGCAGGCAGGUGAGAGAUCUGGAGGAUCUGGAUGUGUCUCACUGUGUGGCUCUCUCUGACCAGGCCAUCAAGGCCCUAUCCUUCUACUGCAGGACUGUUGUUGUGCUUCUAAUGCAUGGCUGCCCAAAGAUGACAGACAUGGCAGUACAGUACCUGAUAGGUGGGGGUCACUACCUGAGAGAACUGGACAUCAGUGGCUGUGUUCUCCUGACUGAUCGUACAGCACGCUUUCUACAGAGAGGCUGUCCACAGCUCAACAACAUAAAGAUGCUCUACUGCAGGGGAAUAUCCAAGCAGGCAGCUCUGAGGCUGCGGUCUUGUGUUGAGCAGUGGGAGCAUAGUAACGACGACACCCCCUACUGGUUCGGCUAUGACAGCAUGGGCCAGCAGCUGCAGCCAAUCAGACGACCUGACAAGACCAAAAACACCUGGGAAGAAGAGGAGCCAGUACAAGCGCUUGGCAAAAGCUAA